CCUGGUUGCACCACACUCCUAAGUCCCACCAACACCAUAUGGUCUUUCUAUCCACAAUUCCACUCAUUGAUCCUCCACACUUUUGAGUUUGUGAUCCUUCAAACUCAUAACUCAUCUCUCUCAUAUCUUUCUUCAUCAUGGCAUCUUCAGUAAUGGCAGGAGCUUCCUCCUCUUGUUCUGUUGCCUUCUCCACCAGAACCCACUCUUCUUCUAAGCCAUACACACCUCUUCUUCCACAGAAAACCAACUUUCAUGGACUUCCUCUGCAAGAUGCAAAAAGGGUCAUCUUUACUUCAAUGGUAUCUGAAAAAAAGAACAAUUCAGCAACUUUUAAAAGAGGGCUUGAGAUUAGAGCAAGAACAAGUGGUGCUUCUAAGACAAUUGAAGUUGAAGUUGAUAAACCAUUGGGUCUCACACUUGGUCAGAAACCUGGUGGUGGAGUUGUCAUCACUGCAGUGGAUGGGGGUGGAAAUGCUGCAAAAUGUGGGCUUAAAUCAGGUGAUCAGGUGCUUUAUACAAGCAGUUUUUUUGGUGAUGAACUUUGGCCUGCAGAUAAGCUUGGAUUCACUAAAACUGCUAUCCAAGCUAAGCCGGAUUCGGUUUACUUCGUUGUUAGUAGAGGUGCUGAAGUUGACGUAAAGAAACUAAACAAACGUCCUGCUCCUCCCCGUUUUGGACGGAAGUUGUCUGAUGCACAAAAGGCCAGAGCAACUCACAUAUGCCUCGACUGUGGUUUCAUAUACACAUUACAGAAACCAUUUGACGAACAGCCCGAUGAUUAUGCUUGCCCUCAAUGUAUAGCACCAAAAAAGAGGUUUGCACGCUACGAUGUGAACACAGGUAAGGCUGUUGGUGGUACUUUACCUCCUAUUGGAGUCAUCAUAGGGCUAGUGGCUGGUAUUGGUGCAGUAGGAGCAUUGCUAGUCUAUGGUCUUCAAUAACUAAAAUCCGAAAAUCUUAUUACCCUACUCUUCUGUAAAUCUGCUGUUCAUUCAUGAGACGUUCACUCAUUUGUUGGAAGUGAUUCAUCUGUUUAUGCUGGAAAAUUUUCUCCAUUGCAAAUGCCGGAAUAUAUGUACAUUGUUGUCUGAAUGAAUACUCAUUUGAUAGUCAAACUCAAAGCUAAUGUUAUCAUGUUACACAUUAAUAUAUCCAUAAUAAAGCGUACCCUUAUUUUUA
Molecule: messenger RNA, 1179 nt
Organism: Beta vulgaris subsp. vulgaris (sugar beet)
Lineage: Eukaryota; Viridiplantae; Streptophyta; Magnoliopsida; Caryophyllales; Amaranthaceae
Exons: 6
Coding region: 138-941 (267 amino acids)
Molecular function (GO): protein binding; iron ion binding
Source: RefSeq, a predicted model, not a curated record